Messenger RNA from Topomyia yanbarensis, 7414 nucleotides. RefSeq names its product protein numb (gene numb). The record is from RefSeq and is a predicted model, not a curated record. Bases 1438 to 3075 code for a protein of 545 amino acids. The transcript has 4 exons. NCBI's taxonomy places the organism in Eukaryota, Metazoa, Arthropoda, Insecta, Diptera, Culicidae.
UUAUAGUAUGACUGUUCAAAUUCUAACCCAAAUCAGAUGAACCAUCCGGGAUCGAUUGGGUGUAAAGUCGCUAUUCCCAUCUCUUUCCCUCUGCCAAGUACGUCCGCAGAAACCAGUUUCCAGGCAACGCCGUGUUGUAGUUUGUUUGCUUUGGUUGGUGUUGGUUACUGCCAUCGAGCGAAAUAGUGAGCGGUUGGUGUGCUGGAAGAGUUGGCCCUCGUCAGUCAGUAGUUUGAAGUUCGACCGUUACGCGCGGCGUUCCGUAGCACACGGAAUCGGAGCAGUAGUCUCGAAGUGUUCGCUGGGUUUCAGGUUCUCGCGCGAUCGCAUGUGUCAGUGAGGUUGUGUUGUUUUUCUUUUUUUGCGCUAGUGGCCUGCACACGUUGCUGAAUUUCAGAUUCUCUGUGCGGUGGUGUGGUACCAAGUCGUUUGCGUUGUGUGGGACGUCAAGUAGUGUUUUUCUGUCAUACUCCCCUUUUUUGGGGGACUUGGGGAUAGAAUCGGCAAACAAAUUUGAUGGGCUGUGUUUCUGCUCAGUGAGAUUUCAAAUUUGUAAUAAAGUUGUUAAAAAGAUGUUUUUACCGUGAGUGCUGGAAUUUUCUUUGUCUAAUAGAGGCGGCCCGAACAAAGCUGAGACGUUGUGCAACACUUCAAUUGGGGUUUCAGAGCAACCAGUCAAUCGACAUCAGCAAAUGCAAAUAUUCCUGGCGAACACGGGUAUUGAUUGUGCUUACAUAGCGAAUUAAACUUGCCAGUAGAGCGGCGAAUGCAUAGCAAAUUUGUUCCUUUUCAUGGAUUAUCUUCCGCUGGCCGGAUGUGUUUGUGUGGAUGUAUGUAACUGACAUCAGUUGACCUGUUGGAUUGCAAGAAAAGUUUCGAUUAUUCGCCACUGUACCAUCCGGUCGAUGCGAACCGAACAGAGCAGUUUUCGUUCGUCAUUACAGUUUUCGUUCGCGCAGCAGCAACAAUAACAAUAAAAGUAACGGCAUCAAAACGCGCUAGUCUGAGCCGGCAUCAUCAUUCCUCUCCCGUGGCCAGGUCCACAGAAGUCCAAAGUAUCCGUUCUUCUGAGCAGGCAGCGUUGCGUCCCGUCCCGUGGACUUACUGUAAGGGAUCAACCGUCCGAGUGGAAGGGGAGAAGGUCAACGAGACAGACGACGGCGCUCGAUAUAGUGAUACAUACAUUCAUGAGUUCGGCGGCGGCGGUUGCGUCGUCUUCUCAGCUCAGUGUGCCAUCGUAGUCAGCCGAUCUGCAGUCGCCCAGCUGCACUCCUCUAGAAACGAAACGAAAUCUCAUGAAUGUGAUAAUUAAUCAACCUUAGAAUUUAUUAAAUUCGUGUCUCCAUCGAGGAGUCGUAUCCCUGUAUUCAUUGUCUCGAGCGACCUGAUAGAGGUUGGGGCCUCGAAUUGAGUCGUUGCUAGAGAGCUCUACGAACGAUGGGAAAUUCAACGUCGUCACACGAACCGCUGGAACGGGGAUUCACCCGUGGGACGUACGGUGAUGUUAAGAAUACGAAGGCAGCAUCCUUUCGGAGCAGCAAACGCUCGCCGAAGAAGAUGGACCGUUUGCGGAAAUCGUUCCGUGAUUCGUUCCGUCGGCGUAAGGACCGGGUUCCGGAGGCGGCAAAGCCACAUCAGUGGCAGUCGGAUGAGCAAGCAGUGCGGUCUGCCACCUGUACUUUUUCGGUUAAGUACCUGGGCUGCGUGGAGGUGUUCGAGUCACGCGGGAUGCAAGUGUGUGAGGAAGCGCUGAAAGUUUUAAGGAACUCCCGGCGCCGUGCAAUACGGGCUCAGCUGCACAUCAGUGGCGAUGGCUUACGGGUUGUGGAGGACGACACCAAGGGACUUAUCGUAGAUCAAACGAUAGAGAAGGUUAGCUUCUGUGCCCCGGAUCGAAAUCACGAACGUGGCUUCAGCUACAUUUGCCGAGAUGGCACUACCAGACGGUGGAUGUGUCAUGGAUUCCUAGCGGCAAAAGAUUCCGGCGAGCGGUUAUCACACGCCGUUGGUUGUGCGUUUGCGGUUUGCCUGGAGCGAAAGCAAAGACGUGAUAAGGAGUGCGGUGUUACGAUGACUUUUGAUCUGAAAAAUUCAACAUUUACUAGAACCGGAUCGUUCCGGCAGCAGACGAUGACGGAACGGUUGAACAGUGCGGAUACCGCAGUGGUUGCUCCCACGCAAAAUAACAAUUCAUCAAAACCGGUAAAUCCGUUUGCAAUUGAGCGACCGCACGCUACGCCUUCGAUGUUGGAACGGCAGGGAAGCUUUCGGGGAUUCACACAGAUUGGACAGGCAUCCCCGUUCAAGCGGCAAAUGUCGCUGAGAAUUAACGAUCUUCCGUCCAACGCAGAAAGACAACGAGCCUUCCUGGAACCGACUACACCACAUCGAACAACUGUCUCUCCGAUCCCUGAAAUUUCUCCUCAGCCAACGGAUACCGUCAGUCAGCUAUGUCAGGAGCUAAGUCAAGGGCUUUCACUGCUUACUAAAAACGACGCGGAUGAUUUCUACUUAGACACGGAAGCGAAAAAUCUUACAGCAACUUCCGUUACUAGCACAACUACCGUUGGAAACUAUAUUAGAAUGUCAACUACUACUAGCCCAUCUGAUCUUUCAACCGCCAGUACGAUCCCUAUAACGUCCAUUUUUGCACCCAGCUCAGUAGCUCUUCAGCAACCAGUGAUUCCACCUCGGUCCAUCUCACCCAUGAAACAACAAACGCUGGAUCUCACGCACAGUUCUGCUUUAGCCGUGACCAACCCGAUCAUCGCCAACAGUAUAGCACCUUCUUUUUCAUCGGCGACCACAGUGGAAGCUGCCGCACCAAAAGUUGUCCCCGUGGAAACCGUUUCGCCACUGCCGAACCCAGAACAGUGGUUGGGCCAGAUAGUGAAGAAUGUUUCCCCGUCGCCGAGGCGAGCUCCGUCGCUGCACACUAGGGCCAAAUCGCUCAGCGCUGCCGAUCCGUUCGAUGCCGAGUGGGUUGCCGAAGUGGCCCAGCCGGAGCUGCAUAGUACUAAUCCGUUCAUCUCGCCGCCGAAACCACCCGCCCAGAGCUUCCAGGUGCAUCUUUGAAACUUGUUUCACGAGUAAGGUGCUGCGGGACGCGUGAACCGGUGCUUGGAUGCGUAUGUGGGUGUGUGUGUGCUGUUCGGUAGGGGGCGAGCGACGAUGUGUAUCGGAGAAUCUGGACGAUCGCUAGGCGAUAAUAGAUAAGACGGAAGUUAAAAGCCGGGAUUAGAGAUCGCGUAGUACUUACUCAAAGCUAAUUCCAACAUACUGAUAGCAUUUACUUUGGAGAUGAAUGUUCUGAUUUUUGUAGAGGAACUAGACUGUCACUGAUUGUUAGCUGGCUGAAUAUAUUCGCGUCGUCAAAUUAUGAAGUUUUUCAGUGCCACAUUAGUCAAUUCUAUCUUUGGAAGUCAGCGAAUUUUUAGUGCGUUUGAUUCCCUGACUGAAACUUGAAAAAUCUGUUUUAUACAUAUUAUUGAGCAAAAGUGACAAAACAUGAUAUUUUCUAUCCUUUAACGACGUUUGAAGCAAAAUCAAUGGUAAAAAUUGAUUAUCAAGGUAAAGAUGCCUUAUGCCUUAUAUGAGCAUAUUUUCCGAUAUCUGGGGUUUUACUAUGGGAAUGAUAAUUUUGUGCAUUCCAUCUAUUAAUUCAAGUUCAUCAAAAAGAUGCUAUGGCUCGAACCAACAUUUAACUUAUACUGAUCGGUAGAUCUAUCUCGGCUGUGGAUCUAUGACGUCUAUCGGUUCUGUUUGUUGUCGUUUAUGAACUUGCUGGGUGGACGAAGUAGUUCUAGGGACGUUCGCAUAGGACGGCCAAGUAGGACUUCAGCAGGUGAUUUUCCAUUUGGUGCACUCCGACAGGGUGUUGAUCUGUAGCAGCUUAGAAAGAUGUCGAGUGCCUCGUCCAGGUCUUCCCCUCCAGCUUGAAUUUUCUUGACAGUCCUUUUGAAGGUAUCAACAAAACGUCCCACAUGCCCAUUGCUUUGUGUGUGAAAUGGUACCGUUUUGAGAUGCAUGAUCCCAUUUGCCUUGCAAAACUUUUCAAAGGUGGUCGCUGGUGAGCUGCGGGCCAUUGUCCGUCACCAAAACUUCCGGCAUCCCAAAUUUUCUGAACAUUUUGCGAAGACUCGAAACAGUAGCUGCUGUGGAAAUGCGUUUGGUCGGAAUGAUUUCCGGCCACUUGGAGAACGAGUCCACAACUAGUAGGAAGUAUGUGUCGUCAAUAGGACCAGCGAAGUCCGCGUGUACUCGCUGCCAAGGUUUCUCAGGUGUAGACCAUGAUUCAAGCUUCGUCUUUGGGUCGGCCUUCGCAACUGAGGCACAUUCUUGACAAGCACGCACAAGGGCUGUGAUUUGAUCAUCGAUGUUUGACCAGUAAACAUAAUUGCGUGCUAAUGAUCUCAUACGAUCGGUACCAGGGUGCCCUCUGUGUAGUUGCUUGAGGACUUUUUGUUGUAGUUUCUUCGGGAUGACAAUCCGUUCACCGCACAUCAAAACAUUUUGCGCCAAGUACGCGCAAAUAGCUGCUGGACCUCUGGUGUUCCGGAGAGAGUUUUUGCGUCACUUGGCCAUCAUUUAUGUACGAGCUCCACGACGUUCUGCAACGUCCAGUCCUUGCUGGUCUCGACGGAUAUCGUCUUAAACGACACAGGGAGACGCUCGAUGGACUGGCAGACAAUGCUGCAGAUAACUGUUUCCAUCUCAAUCGAUGCAAUGGUGUGUUCUUCAUCGGGUUUAACAUGCGAGUUAAUUAAACGUGAGAGAAUAUCUGCAUAUCCGAAAAGGUCAGUGGACAUGAACUCGAUACGAAAGUCGUACAGAAGCAUGGUUUGGGCCCAGUGUUGGAGGUGGUUUACGAUACACCACGCUUUGAACCGAAAAUCGCUAACAACAGCUUGUGAUCGGUCUGAAGAACGUAGAUCAUUCUGUGGAAUUUUGUGAUUGCAUACACCAGACCCAGGGCUUCUUUCUCGAUCUGGUUGUAGCGGGACUCGGCUGGAGUUUCGGGAUACAUGAUAGAUGGCUUUCUCUGAUUCGUCUGGAAACCGGUGUAUGAUGCGGGCGCCAAUUCCCAAGUUUGAAGCAUCUGCACACAGUAACAUCUCAAGGCAAACCCUGGCAAGCAUCAGACCACUGAAAACUGUUACUUUCCUUGUGCAAUUCAUUCAGCGGUUGGCGAAGUGUGCGCAUUUUGCGGAUGUAUUUCCCAUGAUCGCACCCAUGUACGAUCGAAGCGUCGGAACAUCAUGAGGUGGAGGCAUGUUAACGAUAACCUCAACCUUGUCUGGGUCAGGGCGGAUACCGUCCGUAUCAAGAAGCUGGCCCAGAUACUUCAUCAUCGCAUAAAGAAACGACACUUCUCGAACUUUACCGUGAAUCCGUACUCUUUUAGUCUCUGCAAAACACGGUACAGAUUCUGCUUGUGCUCCUCGGGGAUGCGACCACCGCCCAGGAUGUGGUCGAGGUACGUAGAUGUACAUGGUAGUCCACUCAGCAUGGCAUCCAUGAUUUGAUGGAAAGCGCCGGGAGUGCUCUUGACCGCAGGGGAAAGCCGGUUGAAACGAUAAAGACCCUUGAGGGUGUUGAUCGUGAUAAGCUUCCUACUUUUUUCGUCGACAUCGGAUUGAAAAUGUCUUCCGGGAGUGGAAGUGGGUAAUUGUUUGAUUCGAGCGCACUAUUCAAUCCAGUAGAAAAAUCUGCGCAAAUACGAACGGUGGCUGCUGCCCAAUCCGCAUAGGUAGCUGGAGUGAUGAUGCCCAAUCUUCAAGUCGCUUCAGUUCAUCUUCGACAACGGCUUCCAUGUUGUAUGACGCUACGCUUCGGUUUGAAUACAGGCUGAGCGUCCGGUUUGAGAGUGAGUCGCACUAUCUGCUGAUCAGGUUGUUGGUUACCGACCAGCAUGUAGAAGCUUGUAGAAGGACGAAAAUGGUACGUCCCAGAACCCAAACUCAUUAAUCAGAUCGGAGCCUAAAACAUUCAGGGAAAGGUCAGCUUAACAAAUAUAACAGUUACCUUUCUGUUGAGUUCCUCCGAUAGUGUACGUUGCUCGGAACAUGGCUUCUAUGCCCAAUCUAUCUCUUGAAGCUGUCUGUACUUGAUAAUCUCGUGGAGAUGUCUUUGGGGCUCCGACAAUGAUCCAGUUUCGUCUGGAUAUGAUGGUUAUGUCUGAGCCGGAGUCCAGCUGCAGUUCAACUGGUACUCCGUUAAUCGCUGUCUCCAAAUAACGCUGGCCGCGCUUCAAAUUGCUGACGGUUACAAUUUUGGCUGCGUGGUUUUUGUUUUGCUGCAUUAGCACAGUGUCUCGCUUCAAGUUUAUUAAACUUUUGCACUCCUCCAUCACCUUUUCCAGUGUGAUGUCCUGCGUCUCAUUGAUUUUGGAAAGCAGGUGCAUUCGUAUGUACGCGUCUUUAGAUGAUCUCAGGCCGUACACAAAGAUUAAACAUUUGAACUGUCCUCCUUCAGCUCUUGUAGCUUGAAAUCGGCACAAACUCGGUUCACUUCGCAGGAGUACGUUCUCUUCUUUCGCCGUCUGUAGGCACUGGUACCGGCGAUGAAAAGUGGAAACCGGACUGCCGAAAAUUGUUCAAAUAAUGAAUGAAGUGUAUCUUUCAUGUGUAACAGGGUUGAGUUUUCGGAGCAGCUGUCGUCGUCCAGCUGAGUUGCGUCUUUUUCGAAAAGGUCUGCAUAUCUGGAGAACCAGGUGUCGAAAGAACAUCCUGUCUCCGGAUCGUAAGCGAAUUCGUUAAUAUUGCUCGCUAAAGAACCAGCUCGUUCCGACUUGUGCUCUGGACGUUGCCUUGUAUGUUCGUCAUGUGUUCUGCCAUUCGGGCCAAUAGCAUAUGUUUCCUUGAAUGGCUGAUCCGUGCUGGAACCUGUUAAUGAUGCCGAUUGUGACGAUUACAUCCGCUUCGAUGACAACUGCCGCUUGAUAAUUGUCGAUUGGUAGUUGUCGGUUGACAACUGUCGGGUGAAAGGCGCGAGCGUGCGAAGAAUAGGGUCGCACCCCAACAGUCCUGACGGGAAGCAAAGCUCUUUCGGCUUAUCCUCCACAGUGAGAGUGGCUGGUGCCUUUGGAAUCUUUGCGGUUAGCCAGGGAAACGAAAUUCUACACCUAUAUAAACCGACAAGUGGUGCACAUUAUUUUUGCAAAAACAACGCUUUCAACAGUUGAUAAAAAUUAAUUCGAUAAUUUUCGAAGCAUCUCUAUGUCGAUGUGUUUGGUUUGCAUCAACCCGCUCCGAUCGUACAUGGCUAUUUUUUCUUAUGCAAUACUAUUCGCUGCGUUUGCUUUAAUCCUAAUCUUGAAUAUAGUCUGCGAUGGUAGAUACGUGCUACCAGUUAUACAAAUUCUUUCACAUCAACAACAACAGUGACAAAGUUUAGUUCGAUGCACAAUAGAAAA